UGUGCAGCAUGCAUGGCAUGCAUGGAGGAGAUGGACUCGUGAUGGAAGGGGAAGCGAAAUUCGUUGUCGGUGCAACCGUUGCUACUGGAUUUGAACGGACUGCACUCGAUGAAUGCACCGAGAAACUUGGCUGUGAUAUCAACGCCUCUGUUGGCCGAGGCAAAGUUUACUUUGAAAUCCGUCAAAGCCAAUUAAAGAAGGCAUUGCAUCUUCGAACCGUCAAUCAUCUCUUUGUGGUCGUCAAACAGUUGAAGGGCCUUAAUCUCUGUCAAGGAAAAGAUGAGUCUCUUCAAGAGCUCUGCAGUCACCUGAGCCACUCAGACUGGGUCCAUGCUCUGGAUGCAUGGAUGCAUUUCCGAGGAGUUCACUUUAUCCCAGCCCUGCUGGAGACAUCCUCUCCAACUCCAAGCCAGGACACCUCAGAUACUCUUGGCACCGUCAAUGACAGGGUUACAUCUUCACAAAUACCCUCGAGUGAAGAUUCGGACAGUGGAUGCAGGCCACCGGAAGACAAUUCUCCCGAGAGUUCUCGUCGGGCAUCUGAGGAGCCCCUCCUGCAAAGCUCACCUUACCUGCCCACGUUCAGAGUGACAGCGCACCGAGUCGGCGACAAUCACAGCUUCUCCUCACAAGAGGCGGCAGGCAAGCUGGGAGAGUACCUCGCCCAGCGAUAUGGCUGGCCGGUCAGGCUGAAAUCCUUCGAGAUGGAAGUCCUGGUGAAUGUCACUGACAACGACGCGAUGAUCGGAAUCAACUUGACCGAGGAGAGCAUGCACAAGAGAAACAUCGUGCACUUCGGUCCCACAACGCUGCGCUCAACAUUGGCCCACUGUAUGCUGAGGUUAGGUGAGCCACAACCAGGUGACGUCAUAUGUGAUCCUAUGUGCGGUGGAGGCUCUAUACCCCUUGAAGCUGCUCAGAACUGGCCAUGUUUCGUCAUGGGUGGGGACAAUCAUGAUGUAGCUUGUCUCUACGCAGGCGGAAACGUCUCAGCCGUAAAUGAGAAGAGACGAUCAGACGGAAGGCCUGGAGUAUGUGUGGAUGUUCUGCGAUGGGAUGUUACCAACCUCCCCCUACGCACCAAUUCAUUAGAUCUCAUUGUGUCUGACAUGCCGUUUGGAAAAAGGAUUGGAAGCCGGCUGAACAACUGGGAGCUGUACCGACGUAGCCUCCUAGAGAUGGGAAGAGUGUGUCAACAGGGUACCGGGAAAGCAGUGUUGCUCACACAAGACAAGAAAUGCAUGGCUAAGAUUCUUCAGAAGGUGAACUCAGUCUGGAAGAAGCAGCUACAGUUGACCAUCAACAUCGGCGGACUGUUUGCAUGUGUCUACGUCCUGAAGAGAUGUAAAGCCAAGGAAAUUGCCGCCGAGAGCCCUGGCGGUAGCAGCGAACAGGAAGGAUCGAAGGAGUGAAAGAUGAAGGCCGUUGGUUUCAAUCACCCAGGGGGCAUUCAAGCGAGCUACUCACGUUAACACAAGUACUCCCCCGAAGCGCACAAACAGCAGGAGUACGCCCCACGGAUCAGCGAGAGUAUACUCCCCGUCAUACUGGAGUAUACUCCUGACCUGCGACACAUCCUCACCCUAGUUGACAGGAGUAACCGCGCGAACGCACCCCUGUUGUCCAGCCAGGAGUAAACUCUUUAGGCACCAUGCCAAAAUGUAUUUGAUAUAGGGUCGUUAUGCCAAGUACCUCAACCCGUCUGCUGUCCAAUCCGUGGAGGAAGUGGAUAUAGCUUGGUUUGACACCUGACUAACAUCUGUCUGGGACACACCAUGAGCACACACAGGUUCAUUCGUGCUUAGUGCAGGCCGCACGGAGUGUGUGAAGGAUUUCUGUUGGAAUCACAAAUGAACAACACUCUAAUUGGCACUGGGUGCCCAGUUGAAACAGUUGCAACCAAUCUCUCUCUUUUUUGACUGCGAGGGGGUGCUUCUGCACAGAGCAGGUAGGCGUAGAGAAUAGCCAAUGCAUCAUCACCUGUGUGACCUCAGAUGUUGGGUCACGUUACACAUUUGCACAUGAGCACCGCCUUUCAUGCAUAUCCAUGCUCGAAACCUUUGCUCCUGAAGACCACAGGAAAGGAUUGUCACUGUUUGUGGCAACCAAUAAAAUCUCUGUCUUGCUACAUGGCUAAACACCCAACUGCAAAUCUCGAACCAAAGUUUUGGAGGUGGCCAAAAUUGUUGGGGGGCAUGGCUUCAGCCCCCCCCCUCCCCCGAUCCACCUUGACAUAUUAAAAACCAGAUUGUGCACUGCACCAUGAAAUACAGUCUAUCAUCGAACAACAUUCACCAUCCCUGCACAAAACUUCCAACAGAUUACACCAGACUGCUCAAUCUCAACAACUGGUACGCACACCAGAAGGCAACAAAUUGUUUUGGGGAGUGAUGUGUAAUACUGUGAUAACCUGGCAAGAUCAAAGAGUGUAGUUAGAUGUGUUACGGACGGGUGAGGAAAUCCUUGCGCUUCACUAAAUUGACUCGGAACUGGUCAUUGAAAUAAAGUUUGACUGGUAACUUUAAUAUAUUUACUAAUUUCAGCUUUUCAGCACUCUCGGACAUAAGAUCACAUGCAUUGGGUCAUCGAUGUAACAUGUGGAUCUUGUGCUGUAGACAUAAUAAAAAGAAUGGGGAAAAUGACAAAAGUGAAAUUCCAUUAAUCUGAAUACAAGCCACUAAUGAACAAAUGAUAUCCACAAAGUCUCAUUAUCUAAAGUAAUAUGUAUUUGUUUUAUUACAUUAACACUCCAUAGGUAAUACAUUAUAGAAUUGUUAUUCAUUUAAUAAUACUUAUUAAUUAGUACAAGAAAAACAAAAGCUAAUGCAAACGGAUUAUUAAACUUAAGCAGCUACGUGGAAAUGUAAAUACAAUCGUACAAAAGAACCUUGAAGUUUGGUUGACAAUACCCUGUACUGGAGUUGAUCGAUGAACUGUCCUUGGCUUUUGUGUGUUGAAUAAAACAUGAGUUAGCUACUGCACUGUCAUUCUUAAAAAAUAAAGUCGAGGAACCCAA
Messenger RNA from Acanthaster planci (crown-of-thorns starfish), 3016 nucleotides. It is a transcript of the gene thumpd3, whose product is annotated as THUMP domain containing 3. The record is from RefSeq and is a predicted model, not a curated record. Gene Ontology annotation, biological process: tRNA methylation. NCBI's taxonomy places the organism in Eukaryota, Metazoa, Echinodermata, Asteroidea, Valvatida, Acanthasteridae. Gene Ontology annotation, molecular function: tRNA (guanine) methyltransferase activity; RNA binding.